UCGUUCGCAAACGACACAGCGUCUGUAGAAACUGGUGUAGAACGUUUGGGCGUGUAUCUGAUGGUGUAUCCAUUUCCAUGAAUCCUCUCAAUGCGCAGGAAGCAGCGGAUUAAAAACUCCAGGAUAAGAGUGCUGUGUAAAGCCGUGAAUCUGCAGUGAAUCAUGAGCCGUGUGAUGAAGGUGCUGGCUGUAGUUUGUGUUCUCCUCAUGGUGGGACUUCCAGCUCUAGGAGGUGAGCACUCUCUGUUUUACAUCUACACGGCCCUCUCUAAACCUCUCAAUCUGCCUGGGAUCUAUGAGUUCAUUGCUAUGGGAAUGCUCAAUGAUCAAGUUAUCGACUACUAUGACAGCGAGACUCAGGCUAAGGUUCCUAAACAGGACUGGAUGAGAGAGAAGAUGCCACAGCAUUACUGGGAGAAAGGCACUCAGUCCCGCAAGAGCAAAGAGCAAUGGUUUAAGGUCAACAUGGACAUCCUGAUGGGACGUAUGGGACACAAUAAAUCUGACCUUCAUGUUCUUCAAUGGAGACAUGGCUGUGUGGUUGAUGAAGACACAGAUGGGAAUAUUAAAUUUGUGAGUGGAGUUGAUGAGUACAGCUACGAUGGCACUGAGUUCCUCUCCUUCGAUGAGGAAAACUCGAGGUGGAUUGCUCCAGUCCCAGCUGCUGUGCCGACCAAAAGGAAAUGGGAUGAUGUGCCCAUCCUUAACCAGUACACCAAGGCCUAUCUGGAGAAAGAGUGUGUGGACUGGCUCACCAAGUUCAUGGAGUAUGGAAAAGAAACAUUGAGAAAUAAGUCUCUACCAGGUGUGCAUGUAUUUGUGAAGAAAACAUUGACUAGCUCCAGCAAGUUGACCCUGACCUGCCUGGUCACAGACUUCUACCCUCGAGGUGUCGAGGUGCGAGUGAGGAAGUUCCAACAGUCCCUACCUGAACAUCUGGUAACUUCCUCAGGAAUAAGACCCAAUGGUGACGGCACCUACCAGCUGAGGAAGAGUGUGGAGAUCAUGGAGGAUGAACAAGCACAGUACGAUUGCUUUGUGACCCACAGCUCCAUCAAUGAAUCAAUAGUUAUGAAAUUGGGUGAGCACUCUCUGUUUUACAUCUACACGGCCCUCUCUAAACCUCUCAAUCUGCCUGGGAUCUAUGAGUUCAUUGCUAUGGGAAUGCUCAAUGAUCAAGUUAUCGACUACUAUGACAGCGAGACUCAGGCUAAGGUUCCUAAACAGGACUGGAUGAGAGAGAAGAUGCCACAGCAUUACUGGGAGAAAGGCACUCAGUCCCGCAAGAGCAAAGAGCAGUGGUUUAAGGUCAACAUGGACAUCCUGAUGGAACGUAUGGGACACAAUAAUUCUGACCUUCAUGUUCUUCAAUGGAGACAUGGCUGUGUGGUUGAUGAAGACACAGAUGGGAAUAUUAAAUUUGUGAGUGGAGUUGAUGAGUACAGCUACGAUGGCACUGAGUUCCUCUCCUUCGAUGAGAAAAACUCGAGGUGGAUUGCUCCAGUCCCAGCUGCUGAGCCGACCAAAAGGAAAUGGGAUGAUGUUCCCAUCCUUAACCUGUACACCAAGGGCUAUCUGGAGAAAGAGUGUGUGGACUGGCUCAAAAAGUUCAUGGAGUAUGGAAAAGAAACAUUGAGAAAUAAGUCUCUACCAGGUGUGCAUGUAUUUGUGAAGAAAACAUUGACUAGCUCCAGCAAGUUGACCCUGACCUGCCUGGUCACAGACUUCUACCCUCGAGGUGUCGAGGUGCGAGUGAGGAAGUUCCAAAAGUCCCUACCUGAACAUCUGGUAACUUCCUCAGGAAUAAGACCCAAUGGUGACGGCACCUACCAGCUGAGGAAGAGUGUGGAGAUCAUGGAGGAUGAACAAGCACAGUACGAUUGCUUUGUGACCCACAGCUCCAUCAGUGAAUCAAUAGUUAUGAAAUUGGAUACACGUCUAAAACCUGAGGAUCUGAGAGCUGUUAUUUUGUGAUUGCUUGAUGACAGCUGAACCAGUUCAUAUUUUUCCAGCAUGGCAACUCCAAAAGUAUACAGCAGUGAAAUGUUUAAAAUGUUGAGUCCACAACUGUUCAUGUGAAAAUUUGUAUCAUCUAAUUAAUUUCAUUUAAACUUAAUCACUUCUUUAAAUGUAAUUACUGCUACUACAGUACUUUUGCAUAUUGUGGCAUAAAAAAUACAAACGCAAUCGUUCGGCCCUGAAGAUGAAAGGGAAAAAAAAUGUGUGUGUGUGGAUGAUAUAAUUUUUUUCAUUUGACACUUUCUCAUUGUUAGAUCUCUUUUUUAUAUAUAAAUAAAUCAUUUGUAUGAUGGACUGAGCUCACUUCCGGGAUGUAGUUCCAUCUUGCACCAGAUGUUUCUGGGAUAGACCCUGAAUCCCACCAUCACUCUGACCAGGAGUAAGAAGUGUCUGAAGAUUUAAUCAUAAUAAUAAUUCUAAGUGUAAUGUGGUGGCUGUCCUCAUCUCCAUUAUAAUCUUUGUAAAACUGAAUUUUACUUUCACAUUCUGUCUUUCUUUGUUAUCCAUAAAUAAAAAAAAACAUUAUCAUA
Ictalurus punctatus (channel catfish) is the source of this 2549-nucleotide messenger RNA. RefSeq lists its product as uncharacterized. The transcript is spliced from 8 exons. The coding region runs from base 163 to 1974 and encodes 603 amino acids. The record is from RefSeq and is a predicted model, not a curated record. Gene Ontology annotation, biological process: immune response. NCBI's taxonomy places the organism in Eukaryota, Metazoa, Chordata, Actinopteri, Siluriformes, Ictaluridae. Gene Ontology annotation, cellular component: external side of plasma membrane.